AUGCUAUUGAUUCUUAUUGGCCAUGCUCCUCAGAAAGGAACCUUUGCAAACGGUAGGUUCGACGGAGUCUACAACGAUGUGAGGUCUCCUGUGAACCCGCCUUACGACUACAAGAAGAUUCUCAACAGCAAGGCAUACAAAGCUAUUAACACUUACAGUAUACCAGCAACCAAAGAGUUGUCUAUGAAGUACCUCCGAGGGCAAGCGACAGUUGGCUGCGGCAACGUCCGGCAGGUGAACGACCUCGUGCCGGACUGCAGGUCCCACCCCUGCCUCUUCAACCUUGACCGAGAUCCUUGCGAGCGGCUCGACCUGGCUCCCAACAACACGGACAUCGUCCAGAAGAUGUACAACACCCUCAAGGUCUACAGGCUGGGGCUCCUGCCGCAGAGCAACCAGCCGCUCGACCUCCCGGCAGCCAACCCGGUCAACUUCAACAACACCUGGACCAGCUGGAGGGUCUAGCCCAUCCUAGGUUACAUUCCGUCCUCUCGGCAGUCGCUCUCCCGUCAUCCGAUGUAUUCUCUUAAGGUCGGCUGUGAGUGGGAUAUGGUAAUUGGCUUUAUAAGCAUUCUCGCCUUCGAUGGUAAAUGUUUGUUACAUGGUUCUCCAUGGAUGUGUCCAUUAGAGACUUGUGUAUUUUCUUAAACUUCUUCUCGUAAGGGGAAAAUUUGCAUGCCGCAGCAAUCCCCUUAUUAAUAGAAUCACCAACCCGCUUCCGAGACGCCUAAAGUCAAUGUAUAAAACUGUACUAUAUAUUGAACCCUUAUUAUUUUUUAAUAAUUUAUCAUCAGUGGGGAACGAGACAUUAAUGGUAAAAUUAAUCAUUAUUUCAUCAGAAAGUUAUUUCGGCAGUGCUUGAUUCCUAAGCAACGUUAUUAGCUAUUAUUUAUCCUUUGGCAAUUAUUCCUUUAGGCGGUUUGAGGACGGAAAGUGCAUGCAUGAUUAUUAGAUCUAAGGUACUUUCUUAGGCUGGUUUAGUAAUUAGUGGACUAUAAGACUUACUUUCACUCGCUGUACAUAUCGCUUUUAUUUUAUUUUAUUUUUUUUCCUAUUUUUUUUUAUAAUUAUACAUCUAGAUACAUUUGUUGUGUGAGAAAAGUAUCAAGAUCUCGUUUGAUAUAAUUGUUUUACGGUCAAUUUAAACAAAUCCUUAAAUUCUCAUAUGCAAGAGUAUUCGGAAUCAUUCUCCCAAUAAGAAAUAGAAAUGUUCCUCGCCAGUGUACCGAGGGAGCCAGAAAACAAUUUGAGAUCCUAAUAUUAGAAUCAAGAAUCUUAUGCCAACUCACUUUUUAGAAUUAUUCUUGUUUCUGCUAUUCUUGAUAGUAUCACAUCACCUCAAUAUAUAACGAACCGAUCCAGGUACCCUUCUCAGGAAAUACGUAAAUUUCGUAUUCUAUUUUUUUACUCAUUUCUUUCUUUAUUAAUUUAUUUUUACCCAAUCAUGUGUGCAGUUCUAUUAUUUAAGGUCUAAUAUUAAGAUUAUUUAUAUAUAAUAUAGUUUUAUAUAGGUCACUUGUUGAGUGAUCAAAUAAAUAUUUAAAAAAAACAGUUUCAACUGACAGUACUCGGGAUUGUGUUUCAGUCUGUUGUCGAUUGCAACUUAGAAUGUGAUACUUAUUAUGUAUUAUUAAUCUCUGCUUUAGAUUAAUUAUAUUUUGUCUUUACUAGUAUGUAUUAUUAAUGUAGUAUUAUAUUAAGCAUGAUAUCUUUCACUUGCUGUAAUAAAAUCAAAAUAAUUUUAAAUUUUAGUUCCUUAAAAUAACAAAAAAAAUUAUUUUAAAUAGCUUUAAGAUACAAAAAUAGAAACUCACUUUCCAUUUUUUAAUUUUUUGUUGUUGGAAUUGCUAAUUAUUUUUUGGGGCAAUAGAUAACAAAGAACAUAUCGUCGUUUUAUCGCAAGAUGUCAUUAAGUGACAUUCCUUAAAAUUAAAUUACUAAAGACUUAAAUCAAUUUUCCCGAUAUGAUUAAUUCCACCUGUGGAUUUAGUGUAUCAGUGUUUGAUUCAUAUUUUUUUUUAAUUUUAAUGCAAUUAUGUAUUUUUGUAUUAGUAAAAAAAGUAAAAUUUAUAGAAAAAUACACGACUUUUAGCUCUAUCAAAAAUGUACUUAGUGACAUGUUGCCGUAAUCAGACGAUAUAUUUAUUUUAUAUAAACACAUAAAAUAAAAUAAAUUUUAAUUUAAAAAAAAUUGUUUUCACGUCACGUCCUCUAAAUUUAGACACAAUAUGAUAAAUGUAAUCAUGUUAGAAUUAUAUAGAUUUUACUGCAGGAGAUGGAUUUAGAAAAGCUAUACUUCUUUAUGCGGUACAAUGAGCAUUGGGAAUAGAAAAAUGUAUUUCUAGCAUGACUUUGUUCAAAUCGCACAUAGGAACUAUUUUCUAUCUGCACCAUAAAAAAAACGCCUCAUUUUAAUCUAAUAUUGAACAAAGCUAAGCUAGAACAACGUGCUUUACUAUUUAUUAUACUUUAUUUUUCUAUUCCUAGUGUUACUUUUAAUAAAUCUUACUCUUUAUUUCUAUUGUAACUAGUUCUAAGUAUGUUACAACACAUAAAAACAUCUCUGUGAACUACACGAAUGUUUUAUUUUAUCCUCUCGGAUAUAGCUUUAAGAAUUACCCGUUAUGAUACCAUAAAUUGUCAUAGUUACCACAAUUCAUACCAAAAUAAACUUCUAAAGCUUUGUUUAGUGACAAAUUCAAGUAGGUUAUUAACUAAUAUCAAUUUGAUUGCCUGCAGGAUUGUACUUAACUCUGAAUAAUACACCAAUGUUACCUCUCUGUCGUAUUUAAUUUUAUUAAAACAACCUCUACCCAUUUGAUAAUUAUUAAUGCAGGUAAGCACUAGUCAGGAGCUGUUGAAAAUACUCUGUGUCGGUACUCAGUAAAAUUAGAUUUGCUUCCAGCUGAGUGGAACUAAAUUGUAUGGUUUUCAUAUAAAGAGAAAUAAAUUUCUAAUGACUCUGAUUCUGAGUAAAC
Molecule: messenger RNA, 2978 nt
Organism: Nezara viridula (southern green stink bug)
Lineage: Eukaryota; Metazoa; Arthropoda; Insecta; Hemiptera; Pentatomidae
Source: the annotation of a GenBank genome assembly